Messenger RNA from Hemicordylus capensis (graceful crag lizard), 3843 nucleotides. It is a transcript of the gene CCDC191, whose product is annotated as coiled-coil domain containing 191. NCBI's taxonomy places the organism in Eukaryota, Metazoa, Chordata, Lepidosauria, Squamata, Cordylidae. The record is from RefSeq and is a predicted model, not a curated record. Gene Ontology annotation, molecular function: phosphatase binding. The transcript has 17 exons. Bases 84 to 2825 code for a protein of 913 amino acids.
AACUUCAUUUCCCAACAUGCCCCGCGUGCGACCGAGGUAAGUGCCAAGGAGGGGAGAGAAAAAGAAGGAGUCUGCGCUGUACUAUGGCCGCUGUCGGACACCGACCGGAGCUGUACCGUUGGCGGCGUUUCACUCAGCCUGCAUCGCGACAAAAGCCAAAAUUUGAUGCUGACAAUGUGGAACAUUGGAUUAAGCGGGUGGAACAAGCAUCCGAAUUUGCUGUCUCUGAGGCAUUUUCUUUAAAAAAGAAAUCUUAUUCUCGAGGUCUCCCUGGUCCAGUGUUGGAUUUGGAAACAACAGAGCAGCUGCACAAUCAUGAUGAGGCAUACAUGGAAGCCCAAGAGCUGCUUAGUGACUGGAUGAAUUCAAAAUUGAAACUGGAACUAGCAAGUGAUCAAGAAGAUGGACCUGAAGAGCCUACUGCCCAUUCUGUUCCUCCCCGGGAGCCCCCUGUUGGUUUUCAGAAGUAUGAAAAGUUUGAUGAUUUGUAUGAUUAUUUGGAAGAAGAAAUGGAAAGUACCACAGUGCAAGAUUUUUUGCAGUAUCUCCUGCAAAGUGAAGUUGUGGACAGUGGUAUAUUGAAAGGCCUUAGAAUUGAAGAUCUUAAGGAGACGAGGAAACCCAGAGAUCCACGGAUUGCCAUGGAGCUAAGACAUAAACAGGUAAAAGAUAAUCGCCUGAAACGCCAGAAGGAGCAAGAGCUUCUGAAAAAAGAGAGAGCCCUGAAAAAAGCUGCCAUGUCAGAGGCCCAGAAGCAACUCCAGGAGGAGAGCAAGAAAAAGGUUCUGAAAGCCAGGAGGGAAGAGGAAGAAAUCCAAAAACAGAUGGUAAAGUUGCGGAAGGAGGUGGUAAUUAAAAGGCACUUCAUGGAAGAAGCACGGAAAAUGGAAAGAAAAAGGCACAAUUUAAAACAAAUGCAAAGGCUGUUAGAAGUUGACCUGCCUCCCACUGUGCCAACCCAUUUGGAGUAUGAGAAAGAAGGACAAAGGAAGGAUAAACAAAUCAGAACACAGGAGCUGCUGAGCAAGAUUGACAUUGCAAAUCAAAAGUGCCUACAGAAGUAUUUCUCUGCCUGGUAUAAGCUUCUUCUGGAUCUCAGGGUUAAGAUGGGAAAAGCAAGGGCACUUGCUGACUGGAAGUGCCAGCUAAAGGCCUUGCGAGCCUGGAGAGAUUACACAUGGUCUCAGAAACUGGAGCAGGAGACUAAAAAUAUGGAGAACCAGCUUCGGGAUCAAAACAGGAAAAAACAGCUGGCUAUAGCGUUUAGUCGCAAAUGCAUUUUGCACCGUUAUUUUGUUGAAUGGCAGUGCUGGAGCCGAACAGAGGUGGAAAAGAGAGAGCUAGAGUUGAAAAAGGAGGAAACCAAGAAGAAAAUGGCAAAGCUGCUGGAGGAAGUAGUACACGGGAAAUGUGCUACAGCUUGCUCAUGCAAUGCCAAGAUAAUAAGUGAGACUAAAGAAGUCCAGGAUCAGCCUGUGAAUCACAAGGAGGUAGCUGAAAUACCCCUUUUACAAGAGGAGCAAGAGUCCACAACUGCAAAAAUUGAAAGGUCAAAUUCCUGCUCUCCAAAGACAGGUCAACAGUUGGAUCUUCAUUCAUUAAAGGAGCCCAAAUGGGCAUGGCAGGUCACUCUGAAGCAUGCCACUUUGAAUAUGGAGGACCGUGCCAUGUUUGGUAACCAAACAAGAAAUUCCACCCAGCGUUUUGGUAACUGCCAUCAAAAAAUAGCCCCUCCCUUCUUGGGAGCUUUUGAGAGCCGCCAUGCCUUCCAGAAGCAGUUGAUUGAAGAACAGAGGCGGCAACUGCAAGAACAGCAGAAUCUAAUCCUUGCAUUUCAGGAAAAUGAGAGGAUAAAGAGGGCCAGGGAGGAUGCCAAGCAAGCUACAGCUGCUACCAAGGCACUUGACAAUCCCAUUCCAAAAAAGAGAGAAGGAAAGCAAUUGAGAGAGAAUUAUUCGGAUUACAAGAAUACAGAGCCUUUUAGGUCAGAAAAUCACCAACCAGCUACCCAAAGCAGGAAGAAGGUGGUACCCUCGCCCCAUCCCUUACUCAAAGCUAUGGAAGAGCGAGCAAUUCAGAGAGCAGAACGGAAGAAGGAACUGGAGGAAGCAAAGAAGAAAAGAGAAGAGGAGAAGUUGGCCCAGAUGCAGGCUGAAGUGGAGGAGCGUCAGAGGCAACAAGUGGCAGAAAAGGAGGCUCAGCUAGAGAAGAGACGGGAGGAGAAGAGACUUCAGAAAAUGAAAGAACUGGAUAAACAAAGGAGGCUUGAGAGGGAGCAGGAGCUCCUCUCAAAAGCAAAACUGCAUUAUGAGAAGGUCUUGCUCAAAAAGCGGGGGCUGGAACCCUGGAGAAGACUACUGGAGCAAAGUCAGCAAAAUAUGGUGGUGGCACAAAGGCAUCAUUGCUCCAGACUGCAAAAAGGGUUUCUGCUUGCUUGGCUUCGCCAUAUCCAGGAGAUCCUUGCUGGGAAAAGAGCUCAGGCUGAGGAGCUUUAUUCUUCUCUGCUACUCAGGAGGUCCUUCAGGAUCUGGAUACAGUACAAGGAUUUUGCAUCUACUUUGGAAGAUAAUGCAAGGAAGAUCUAUGAAACCUCUCUUAAGAAGAAGGUCUUUUGGGCUUGGUUUGAUGUGUUCAAUGAGGAAAAAAGUGCAUUCUGGGAAAAACAGAAGAUGGCCGAUCAAUAUAGUAACAGGAGAAUAAUGCGGACUACAUUAAAGGCUUGGAGGCGAUUCCCAGUAAUCAUGAAGGUGGAAAGAGAGAAGGAAGGAAGACUAGAGCAACUAAGAAAGAGAGUUACUGAAAUUCUCCCAGACUUCCAUCUGUGACAAAGAUUCCAGGCCAGAGGUCUGGUGAAAUUGGAUGAAAAAGGAGUCUGCAUACACCAUUCUCCACUUGAGAAUGAAUCCCUGGAGACAUUCCAGCAAAUGUUAGACCAGAACGUCUGUUUGUAUCUGUCCACACUGCAAUGACACCUUUAAUUCUUGAGGAAAUGUGAUACUGGACUUCUGUUAAAAGUACUGAAUCUAGCAAUCAAACUGGACUUGGAUCAGAGUUUCCUUUCUUCUGCCUACACCCUCUGCAUCCACUGAUAACUCUGUUGCUCCAGCCAAGAAGUUUCUGCCAUGAGAGGAUGUGUCCUUGGAGCUGCAAACUUGCUUUUUGUCCAAGACCUCAGCAGUUCACUUUUUGUAUUAAAAAAAAACCCUUUCUCUCUUUCCCCCUCCCUUAUUCUGGAUUAGACGCAACAUAAGUGGAUAUAGUAAUAAACAUCCCUUUUACACAUGCAAGUCUUUUUAGUCGCUUUUGCACAAUAGGAAGUCUAGGUAACAAAAAUUGUUGGCAUAUCUGAUGCACAGCCUUACAUCCCCAUAACAUUGCCCUGGCCCCAGGCUGCUGAAGGCUGGUAAGCAGCACCAGUGCUGUUCAGACCCAACAACUGCACAAGCAGUGCUAACAUAUUUCCCCCUUUCCCCAUAUGCCUCAAUGGAGAAGACUGCAGUAGUGCUGCUUGUACAACUGCUGGCUUUGAAAAGCAUCACUGCUGCUUAUGAGUCUACAGCAGCCCCAGUGUGGAGCAUUGCAAAGAUGUAAUGCUGCACAUCCUGUAAGCCAUUGCUAUUUAAAUGCUGAGGGAUGGCAUAUUUGGUUACCUACUGUUUAAAGUUGUGGGAGAUUUCUUGUAAGUGUACAGAGGGGUGUUCCAUUUAGUAUGGAUGUAAUGAUGAUUCUUAGUGUGGGACAUCUGAGCAACACAGGGCUGUAACUUCUAAUGACUGAAAACCCAGCACUGGAGGUAGGGAGGGAUUAAGCUGCAUAGUUAAUUACAGCCAGUGGAGUUUUUUU